UUCAGUCACUACUCGGCUUUACCACGCUACGGCCAACAAGCCAGCAAGCCAGCAGCAGUCAGCACUCAGCAUUCACUGGGGACACAGCGCGACCACCGCCAUCACCACUGCAUUGAGUCUAGCCUGUGGCAGUUUAUCGCAUUGCUCGUCACUCGCCGCAAACAUGCAGCCAGUCUUUAUUUACCUUAUCGGUGUGGUUUCCUACGUGGCGGCCUUCAGCGACAACACUCUGUCAGUUAGAGAUGGCGGAGUGAACUGCUCUGCGCCUAAGGACUGGGGGACUUGCGAGGGACAGGAGGAGGCUUGGCACUUUAACGAGGAGGAGGGCAGAUGCAGGUUCUUCGUGUACUCUGGUUGUGGUGGGAACUCCAACAGGUUCUCCACCAGGCAGGAGUGUGAAAAGGCCUGCGAGGGGAACUACUGCCAGGACUUUGACUGCCCCACCUCCUGCAGCACCACCACGGACGCCGACGGGUGUGAGGUCUGCGUCUGCACUGAAGAGCAAGCAGCAGCAGUGUGCAGUCAGCCCAUGGCGCGCGGCUACUGCCGGGCUCUGUACUUCAAAUGGGCUUGGUCCCAGGAGUCUGGCUCCUGCGAGUCAUUCGUGUACGGAGGCUGCGGGGGGAACGAUAACAGUUUUGAGUCCGAGGAGAAUUGUUUGAGUGUGUGCGGCGCGACGCGCUUCUAGACGGCAACCCCCUCGCAGGAUUCCCGGUGGACAACGCCCCAAUCUUUCCCUGAAACUUUCCAACGGAUGAAGUGAAAAAGGCCCAAGCUUCACAACCUGAAGCUGGUACUUAGUAUUUCUUAAAAGUUAAGAUCUCAUUCCAUGUAAUUUAUCACAAUCAUGUUGACGCGACGAUCCUCUCCUGGCCAUGAGCAGACUGAUCAGCACACACCCAGGAGCCGGGGACAGCACACUUGUUGCCUCAUGUCACGCGAGGCGGCAGAAAAGCACAGCGGGUAUUAGAUGCGUCAUGACAUACCUUGCACACGUGAAGACGCCACACAGCGCCGCGCACCAGACGAGCUGGAGGUGUGCUGGAGGGCGUGCUGCAGGGUGGACGCAAAGACACGUGAGAAGGGAAUAACACGUGUGUGGCGCGUAGAGGGGUGGGGCAGGUGUAGCGCUGUGUAGGUGUUGUGGGGCGCUGGUGUGAUUCACUGUGCUGUUCUUGAAAGCUUCUGUGUUCAUGAUCAGGGUAUUAGAGUGAUGUGCUCUCUCAUCUUGAUAUAACGUCUCUCUCUCUCUCUCUCUCUCUCUCUCUCUCUCUCUCUCUCUCUCUCUCUCUCUCUCUCUCUCUCUCUCUCUCUCUCUCUCUCCUGUUUUUCUUUUUUUCUAUCUACUACUACUACUACUACUACUACUACUACUGCUACUACUACUACUACUACUACUACUACUACUACUACUACCGUUAUUAUUAUUAUUAUUAUUAUUAUUAUCACCAUUAUUAUCAUUAUUACUAUUACUGUUAUCGUUGAAAGUAUUAUUAGUAUAUUAUUGUUGAUAGUUGGUGCCUAAUGUUGUUUGGAAAAAAAAAGGUUUAUACUGUUUACUUUCCUCAACUUGUUACCACGCCGUUGUCCUCUGAUAGUCAUUUGAUGUGAUAUUGUGGUUCAUGUUACCAACGUACGUACAUACACUCGUAGGUCAUAAGGGAAUAAUACACAUAAAGCGCUUAUCGUCUUAAUGUUAAGUAUUACACUUGUAUUUUCCCCGCUAUGAUUAACUCACAAAUAUAAUAAAUAGUUCCAUUCUGUAACAUAUUGUAUGCA
This is a messenger RNA of Scylla paramamosain (green mud crab), 1779 nucleotides long. RefSeq names its product boophilin-G2-like. The transcript is spliced from 4 exons. The record is from RefSeq and is a predicted model, not a curated record. NCBI's taxonomy places the organism in Eukaryota, Metazoa, Arthropoda, Malacostraca, Decapoda, Portunidae. Gene Ontology annotation, molecular function: serine-type endopeptidase inhibitor activity. Bases 164 to 688 code for a protein of 174 amino acids.